Molecule: messenger RNA, 474 nt
Organism: Homarus americanus (American lobster)
Lineage: Eukaryota; Metazoa; Arthropoda; Malacostraca; Decapoda; Nephropidae
Product: CD82 antigen-like
Exons: 3
Cellular component (GO): membrane
Source: RefSeq, a predicted model, not a curated record
GUGACGGGCGUGACGGUGAUGGUGGUGGGGGUGUGGUGCGUGGCGGGGGAUGGGCGUGACGUCAUGCUAGCCCUGGCGCCCACACCCGCCCAUAUGCCCACUCUCAUCCACCUGGCGUACGGACUGGUGGGCGCGGGGGGCGUGGUGCUCCUGACCUCCGUGCUGGGCGUGUGGGCGGCCUUCAAGGAAAACCAGUGUGGACUUGGAUUGUACGUGACGUUGGUGGUGAUGGUGAUUGCUGGAGAGGUGACGGUGGGGAUCAUGGGAGUCUUAUAUCAGAUCAAAGUGGUGGAGAACAUGGCAGCCUCCCUCACUGCUCGCCUCAGGACUCACUAUGCCUCACCUGGCCAUGAAACCUUUACCUUGGCCAUCGAUUACGUCCAGUACCAGAUUAAAAGCGUUACCCCUGAGGCUACCCAGCUGACCAACUCCCAAACAGAAAACGGUAUUGUGAAAGUCUUGGGACACGAAUGA